AUGCAGUGGAGCGCAAGGAAAUAUAACCCGAACGCCAGGGGCUGUAGAGAUAACGUGAUUACUGCCAAUUUGUUCUCUAUUUAUAGUCACGUGUCCAUUAGAGACGAGAAUCAAGGCUUGCAAAUGACCGUGCUAAACGAUCGGACACAGGGAGGCUCGUCGGUAAUGAACGGUGAACUCAAGCUUAUGGUUCACCAAAGGUUGGAAAGUAAGGGCCAGGGUGGUGACUUUAAAAUAGACAAACCGGGAGUUGACGGUAAGGGACUGAAAGUUAAGGUGCGCAAGUGCGAGACUGACAACAUUCGGAGCCGUAAGACUAUUGAUAUUCCGGAAGUGAAAGGUCUGGUCAACAAACUGAUCGGCAAUUUCAUUAAAAAGAUCAAAUACACGCCUUCCGGAGACUCGUCUCAAAACAAUGGCUCAAACAGUGGUAAUAGUGUGGCACCGGUUCUGAACACCACUACUCAGACCACUAAUACUCAGACCACUACUGAUAACACGACUGAAACCACUAUUGAAUUGAAAAAAGCGGACGAAAAACAGAAAUUCAGUGAAAUGACAUCAGAGGAGAAGUUUGACCAUAUGUUUGAUGAAAUCCUUGAACUAAAAUACAGUAAACAAAACAACAUAAGUGCUGUUCAGACGAAGAGAACACCUUAUCGUCCGAAUAAGUGGAACAACAAUCGGAACGGGAAUAGCCAGACAUAUGGUCAGCAAAAUAUGGUCAGAAAACGGAACACUGGCGGCGGCGGAGCGUUUGGGGAAGAGCGGCAACGUUCGGACCAAAGGGACCCGAGGAGUCACAGACCGAUCAGGAAUCAAAACGGAAAUAAUUGGUCAGAAAAUCGGAACCGAAAUCAUCACCAGAACAGCUAUCACCGCACACCACAUCAGAACUAUGGAUUUGAUGUUCAGCGCAAUCAAAAUAACAGAUAUGUAAACAAUAAUGACUUAAUGAAUGAGAUGCUAAACCAACGGGAAAUCACUAAUCAGUUGUUACAAAAUAUGAACAGAAAUGAUAGUUCGAAUCGUUUUUUAGUUCAAACUCAGCGGCCGUUCCCUCAGAACUAA
Medioppia subpectinata is the source of this 1071-nucleotide messenger RNA. The record is from the annotation of a GenBank genome assembly. NCBI's taxonomy places the organism in Eukaryota, Metazoa, Arthropoda, Arachnida, Sarcoptiformes, Oppiidae.